Messenger RNA from Salvelinus sp. IW2-2015, 1030 nucleotides. RefSeq names its product glucose-induced degradation protein 4 homolog. Gene Ontology annotation, biological process: protein catabolic process in the vacuole; negative regulation of gluconeogenesis; proteasome-mediated ubiquitin-dependent protein catabolic process. The record is from RefSeq and is a predicted model, not a curated record. NCBI's taxonomy places the organism in Eukaryota, Metazoa, Chordata, Actinopteri, Salmoniformes, Salmonidae. Gene Ontology annotation, cellular component: GID complex.
CCGCUUACUUUACUCGAGACUGGUGGUGACUGAAGUGCUUACAGAUUUGGAGGUACAGAUUUGGAGGUAUUUGGAUGUAGGUGAGCCGCCUCWUUCGUGCUCUCCGUACCCCCUUCCCACGUCUAUCGCCCGGACGGCCACUGACUGCGGUCGGUGUCCUCCCCGCGGUACCUGAAUCAUGCCUGUCCCCGCUGGAUACCUCCGUAACACCCCCAUGGCCUUCACAUCCUCGGCCUCGCUUAUCCCGGCUCCCCCGAUCAACACCCACCAGCCCGGGGUUGUCGCCUCGCUUCUGUACAGCGGCUCCAAGUUCCGAGGACACCAGAAGAGCAAAGGCAACUCCUACGAUGUCGAGGUUGUUUUGCAGCAUGUGACCAUGGAAGCCUCAUACUUGUGUGGGUACUUGAAGAUCAAAGGGUUGACAGAGGAGUACCCCACUCUGACUACGUUCUUUGCUGGGGAGAUCAUCAGCAGGAAGCGUCCAUUUCUAACCAGGAAGUGGGAUGCAGAUGAGGAUGUGGAUCGCAAGCACUGGGGCAAAUUCCAAGCCUUCUACCAGUAUGCAAAAACGUUUAACUCGGAUGAGUUUGACUAUGAUGAGCUGAAGAACUCUGACUACAUUUUCAUGAGGUGGAAGGAACAGUUCCUGGUCCCUGAUCACACAAUUAAAGACAUCAGUGGUGCUUCCUUUGCUGGUUUCUACUAUAUCUGCUUCCAGAAGUCCACAGCCACCAUUGAGGGGUACUACUACCACAGGAGCUCAGAAUGGUACCAGUCUCUGAACCUCACCCAUGUUCCAGAACACAGUGCAGCCAUCUAUGAGUUCCGGUGACCCAGGAAUUGUGGCUCUGUUGGCUCAGAAGGACUGUAAGGCCUGCAGAAGCUACUGAGGCUGGGGAAGGACUGGGGAGAAGGGAACAUGGAAACUGUUGUUACGAUUACCAAGAGGACGAAGUACAUUUACAUUUAAGUCAUUUAGCAGAUGCUCUUAUCCAGAGCGACUUACAAAUUGGAAAGUUCAUACAUAUUC